GUUACAGGAGUGAAGGUACAGUGAGUGGGAUACAGCGGUACGGUUGCAGCAGUUAAAUUGCAUCGAAGCGGUUGCAACAGAGAAGGAAGCCGCGGUAAGCUUAUUGAAGGGUCGACUGGGGUGCUGUGCUGCGCGGCGUCCCCAGAAUGAGCGAUUCUGACUUACCUCAGUCGACAGGUAUUUGCCCACAGACCCCGCGAGCAUGGCAUCCGCGCCAGACAACCCUGUCCUCCUGUGGGCGUGGCUGCUGCUGCUCCUGGCUGCGUCGACGGGCGUGAAGGGGACGGGUUCGGGGCCCGGCGGCGAGUUCAAGGCCGCGAGGGACUACGGCGCCAGCGGGUCACACAGCCACAUGCGGCAGCACCACCACGACCGAUCCAAAGGGCGCCUCUGAAGGGCAUCACCAUCACAGACCCCGGCAGACGAUAGACAAUACCAAGCUCCUGCAGGAUAGCGCCCUUGUGCAUGAUACCGAACACAUGAAGGAAGAGAUGCCGGACUACCUGACACCUGAAACCAUUAAGAACAUGUCGCCGAGGGAACUUGACUACCACUAUUUUAAACUCCACGACUUCGACGAGAACCUCCGGCUCGAUGGCCUUGAGCUCCUGGCCGCCCUCGGCCACGUCCACGCCGAUGACGAUGACGAUGACGAUGA
This is a messenger RNA of Penaeus monodon (black tiger shrimp), 658 nucleotides long. RefSeq lists its product as uncharacterized. The record is from RefSeq and is a predicted model, not a curated record. Lineage: Eukaryota; Metazoa; Arthropoda; Malacostraca; Decapoda; Penaeidae.